Thunnus maccoyii (southern bluefin tuna) is the source of this 644-nucleotide messenger RNA. Its product is annotated as ribonuclease inhibitor-like. Lineage: Eukaryota; Metazoa; Chordata; Actinopteri; Scombriformes; Scombridae. Gene Ontology annotation, molecular function: protein binding. The coding region runs from base 1 to 525 and encodes 174 amino acids. The transcript is spliced from 5 exons. The record is from RefSeq and is a predicted model, not a curated record.
AUGAUGAAGCUCUUGUUGUCAGAGACCAGUUGUGCUUCUCUGGCCUCAGCUCUGAAGUCCAACCCCUCCCAUCUGAGAGAGCUGAAUCUGUCUGACAACGACCUGUGUGACGUGAAGCAGCUGUGUGAUUUUCUGGAGAGUCCACACUGUAGACUGGAGACUCUGAAAUUGAGGCGCUGCAGUUUGUCAGAGAUCAGCUGUGCUUCUCUGGCCUCAGCUCUGAAGUCCAACCCCUCCCAUCUGAGACAUCUGGAUCUGUCUGGAAACAACGUGUGUGACGUGAAGCAGCUGUGUGAUUUUCUGGAGAGUCCACACUGUAGACUGGAGACUCUGAGAUUGAGUAACUGCAGUUUGUCAGAGACCAGCUGUGCUUCUCUGGCCUCAGCUCUGAAGUCCAACCCCUCAUCUCAUCUGAGAAAGCUGAAUCUGUGGGGAAACUACGACCUGACGGACUCGGACAUGAAGCAGCUGUCUGAUCUUAAGGAGAGUCCAGACUGUAGACUGGAGACUCUGGGAUGGGAUUGAUGAUCUCUGUCAAAGAGUGACUGAACAUCCAGGAGUGAGUGUUGAGAGAGGAUCAGCUGGAUCCUGAUGAUCCAUCUGGACCGGAGUCUGGAUCUGGAUUUUGUCAUCUUCACUUAAGU